This is a messenger RNA of Mandrillus leucophaeus (drill), 1679 nucleotides long. It is a transcript of the gene CTXN3, whose product is annotated as cortexin 3. Lineage: Eukaryota; Metazoa; Chordata; Mammalia; Primates; Cercopithecidae. The record is from RefSeq and is a predicted model, not a curated record. Bases 575 to 820 code for a protein of 81 amino acids. The transcript has 3 exons.
AAUGCUUUCUUGAAGAUGAUUUCAGACACACUGCUAGGAUACUGCCUCUACUCACUGAAGCAGAAUCCUCUGAAGAGUUGCUGAGGCAGAACUGAAAUCAUGGCUCACCUCAAAGAAGCAGCAGUAUUGGCCGUUAACGAUGCCUCAUACAGAAAGACGGUGCUCCUUUAACUCGGGGUUUUAAUGGGAAGUUUCUAAGCCUGAAACAACAGCUUUAGACCUGGGGUGUGCCAUCAACUGCCUUGCAGCUACCACUGUCUACUGCUUUCACACAGCAUGGUCGGGAAGAAUGGAAACUAAAGAGGCUCGUAACUACCUGUAACUGUUCCACCAGGACAUGGAUCAAGUGUUUGUUCAGCCAGAGCCAGUAUUAAAAUUAGACUUUAUUUCCUGAGCACCCACAAAUGGACCUGACAAAGGGAAGACACAGAUGUACUGUGUGAUGGGGAACGUCUGUCAGGAUUAAAAUACGGCCAUAACUCAGCCUCUCCAGAGUGCAGCCACCAUGACCUCUGCAGAUUGAUGAUGGAAGAAAAGGAAACCAGGACAUCCUGUGCUCUGGCUUCCCUGGACCAUGGAUGGAGGACAGCCCAUCCCUUCAUCCCUAGUGCCCCUUGGGAACAUAUCAGCAGAUUCUAGCAUGUCCCUGGAGCAGAAAACGACAUUUGUUUUUGUGAUUUUGUUGUUUAUCUUCUUGGGCAUUCUCAUUGUCCGGUGCUUCCGGAUUCUUUUGGAUCCAUAUCGAAGCAUGCCAACCUCUACCUGGGCUGAUGGACUUGAAGGCCUGGAGAAAGGGCAGUUCGACCAUGCCCUUGCUUAGAAGGGAUGGCGCAGGAUCUCCUCCUGAGGAGAUGAAGUGCUUCGUGUCUUGGCGAGGAUUCCCUUUAUGUAGUGUUCUCAACAAAUCAAAUUUAAACAAUAUUUGGUCCCAGGACCAUAAUCCAUUAUUCCAUAAAUAUGCAGUUGGAUUAAAGGCAUUUGGGGAUGUUGGAAAUGGACAUUUAUAUAACCAACACAACAUAAGAAGGUUUAAAUUUUUAUGUUUGCUCAAUGAAUGAAUACUCUUAAACUUGUGUGAUUGUGAAACCAAGAGCAUCAAUACUGACAUAGAUUUGCCAUCAAACACACACCACCUGAUCUGACUAAAGUAUAAAAGACUAGAAAGGAUCUCAUAUGAAUCUGGUGACAAGAUCAGGAAGAGAUUUCCUUGCUCUAAUUAUGUCUAUAUUUGUUUUAUUUCAUGCGCAUCUAUCUGGGUCUUGAGCAGAAUGAGGAAGAUUGCGCUGAAUGGACCCAAAGUAGUUCCUUGUUUUCUCCUAAAGCAGGGAGCAUUGGGAAGCAAUGGCAAAGUUUAAGAGAUGGUUCUGUCCUUGGUAAAUGUGAGUGACAAUUGUGUUUUGUUUUUCAAGUAAAAUUUAAUUCAAAGGCUACAGAGUUUUAAAAACUAUUUACCAAGCCAACUACAUUAUAUGUAUUCAUAUUAAUAACAUGUGUAGAGGUAGCUAUACAUUACUUGAAUUUACUCUUUACACAAAUGAUUUAAAUAAUAGGCUGCAAGUGCAGCUUCAAGUUUUUCUUUUAAUGAAAAGUCAGUUGUUUAGAGGAGAAGACUUUUAGUCUUCAGAGGGAUGUGUAUUUAUGAUUGUAUAUAGUCACCGAAUAAAACUUUCCAAGACACA